Molecule: messenger RNA, 2169 nt
Organism: Gastrolobium bilobum
Lineage: Eukaryota; Viridiplantae; Streptophyta; Magnoliopsida; Fabales; Fabaceae
Product: protein FAR1-RELATED SEQUENCE 5-like
Exons: 7
Coding region: 1-2169 (722 amino acids)
Biological process (GO): regulation of DNA-templated transcription
Source: RefSeq, a predicted model, not a curated record
AUGGAUGCUUUACCAUUGUCUGCUUUCCAUGCACAUGCUCUAGGGGCUUUAGCAGAGGUUGCUGGACCUGGCCUUAACUUUCAUCUUGGUACUGUACUUCCUCCUUUGCUGUCAGCAAUGGAUGAUGAUGACAAGAAUUCGAUCAUGAACCCUAAAAAUAUAGGAGGCCAGAUGGAUGAUACAGGGAGCAAUUUUACACAACUUGGAGAUAUUGACGAUGAUCCAACAGAUUACAUUGACUUUAGUGAUGAGAUUGAAUAUGACAUGCCUAAUGAAAUGGAAGAGGACAUUCAAAAUGACUUAAUUAAUAGUGUGUCAAAUGUCCUUCUGUCGACACCGACAAAGAAUAUUGAUAUUUCAAUUGAGGUUGGAAUGGAAUUUUCUGAAAGGAAAGAUGUAAUAGACUGGUACAAAGCAUUUGGUAUGACAAAAGGUUUUGGAAUUCGGGCACGUCAAACCAAGAAGAAUUACAUGAAGCUAACAUGUGCUAGAGAGGGUUAUCCAAUAUCGAAGACAAACAAUGUUGGUGAAGUAUGUGAAACCAAAUCAAGGAAUACAUCAUCAUCACGAAUAGGGUGUAAAGCUUGUUUCAAGGCUUCUACGAAUGGAGACACAAACAUGUGGAAAAUUAAAUAUUUUGACGACAACCAUAAUCAUGGUUUGGUUACUCCGAAGAGUGUUCCAUAUAUAAGAUCAUAUAGGCAAAUGCCUGGUGUUGCUAGAUCAUUAGUUGAAAAAUUCAAUGACUCGGGCUUGCCCAUUGGAAAGGUGGCCACCAUCCUUAGAGGCCCUGAUUUAUUGUUUGACAGUCGAGAUUGUUAUAAUCAUAUGAAAAAUGUAAGCAGGAAAAUAUAUGACGUUGGGGAUGCACAAGCCGUGGUACGUUAUUGUAAUAGACAACAAUCAAUGAAUCCAAAUUUCUUUUAUUCGAUUAAGUAUGACGAUGAGGAUCGUCUGGAAAGUUUUUUUUGCAUUGAUGCGAGGUCCAGACACUCAUAUGAUCUUUUUGGAGAUUUCAUCACUUUUGACAUGACAUAUAGGACUAACAAAUAUGCAUUGCCUUUUGGACCCUUUGUCGGUGUGAAUAACCAUUUGCAGUCAAUCUUGUUUGGUUGUGCUCUAUUAAAAGAUGAAACUGAAGAUACUUUUGUGUGGCUAUUUGAGGAAUGGCUACGAGCAAUGAAUGGAAAACAUCCAGGCGCAAUAAUUACUGACCAGUUGAACUUGCAGGACAAGAGAAGUUGUCAUGUGUACCAAGACCAUGGGUCUUUCAAGAAGGAAUUCAAUGAUUGUAUCUAUAAGUCCAACAGUAUUCAAGAAUUUGAAGACAAAUGGCAUCGUCUUAUUGUUGAGUAUCGUCUUAUUGGGAAUGAGUGGAUGCAUUCACUUUAUUCAAUUAGAUCAUCUUGGAUACCAAUAUUUAACCGUUCCACUUUUUUUGCCGGUAUGCACACUACUCAGCGCAGCGAAAGCAUCAAUGCAUUCUUCGAUGAUUUUGUUACAUCUGGCACUACAUUGAAUGAAUUUGUGGAGAAAUACAACCAAGCAGUAGAUGCUCGAUAUGAGUCAUUGAAAAAGGCAAAUUUUGAGUCCAUGCACAAAGAAAGACGCUUGCAAUUCAAUAUGCUAUUGGAGGAGCAUGCAGCAAAAGUGUAUACACGUGCAAUUUAUGUAAAGUUUGUUACUGAGCUCUCUCAUAUCCUAAGUUUCUCCAAUGACAAACUUACGACUGAUGGUGAAUGGGUUUCAUAUCGAAUACCAGAACACUUCAUUUUGCGACGUUGGCACAAGGAAGGAAAUGAUGUGUUAAGUAAAGAGAGAGAAAUGUGUUUGCUUAAUAGAGAUGGAUUGGUUCAUAGCCUUCACCUAAGCUCUAAAUGUAAUAGACUUAUUGAGCUUGCACAGAGGUCAGAUGAAGCAUUUCAAUUUAUUUAUGAUGGUCUUGAUUCUCUUGCUCUAUCUGCUGAAAAGUUUUCAACAUAUGAGGAGAGUAAUGGUAGGGAUACUAAUGUUCAGUGCUUGAAUUCUCAACUAGAAGAUUCUUCUAUGAUAAACUUGAAAGAUCCUAACAUUUCCCAGACGAAAGGCCGGAAAAGGAUCUGUAGCGGGAUUGAAGAAGCAUCAAAGCAAUCCAACUAUGCGGUUAUAGCUACUAAUAGAUUGUUAUAA